Effrenium voratum is the source of this 2484-nucleotide messenger RNA. Lineage: Eukaryota; Dinophyceae; Suessiales; Symbiodiniaceae. The record is from the annotation of a GenBank genome assembly.
GCAAAGCUCGAAGCAUCACACCGCCUGCGCGAGCCGAUGCUGGACAAUGGGUGGAGUCAUGCUGUGCCAUGCGCCAGACUCCUGCCCAUUGGCGCGCAGUCUUGGAGGCAAAGAGGAGACCUGUCCAGUCGGACUUAUUUGCGUUGGGCCAGGCGCGAUGCGUCCAGGCAAGCAUAGUGCCCGUCAACCAGGCCUUAUCAGUUCUGGCCAAAUGCAGCCACUGGCGAUUGCUCUUACUGCAACUGCAGCCAGACCGCUUGGGGCGGUGUCGGCUUGCCCCGGACCUGGUGAGCUACAACUCGGGGCUGGCGGCCUUUGCGCGGGCCGGGGCCUGGCUGCAGGCAGCAGAGCUCCUGGCCGCCUUCGCUGCUCGCGGGGCCCGGGCCAAUGCCAUCUCCCGCAGCUCUGCCGCGUCCGCCGGCGGCGAGUGGCAGGCCGCGCUGUUGCACCUGGGACUCAUCUCCGACAUUGUGGCUUGCAGCACUGCCAUGACGGUCUGCAAAGGCCAAUGGCGGCUGCCGAGGCUUCUUCUGUCCCUGGCGCCUGCCUGCCGCUUGAUGCCAAAUGUGGUUGCCCUAACCACGGCAGUGGAUGCAUUGAGAAGAGGAGCUUGGCUCUCCAGUGUGUUUCUUCUGAAGGGGCUCUCUGGGAUCCAGCUUGAUGAAGCUGCCUUCACGGCGACGGUCUCCUCUUGCGGCCCCCACUGGAAGGCUGCGGUGAACUUGUUCUGGUGGGGCCGCAGGUGUGGCUUGUUGGCGGCCAGCCCACGCAGCGCCGUGGUGGGAGGCUGUGCCCAGGCCAGCGCCUGGGAGCAGUCCAUCGCCGUGCUCACAGGAGCCCGGCCCCAGCCCUCGCGCACGGCGCUUGCCGGCUUCAGCUCCGCCAUGGCGGCCUGUGACGCCGCGCGCCGCUGGGACUGGGGCUUGGAGCUGCUGCAGUUCGCGCGGCAGGGCGCACUCCGUGUGGACGUAGCGCUGCUGAACGCGGCGCUGAGCUCCGCUGCCUCCGCAUGGACGCAGGCCUCGCUGGCGCUGGCGGCCUUGGCCCGCGACUUGCAGCCGGACCUGAUCACGUGGAACACGUUGGUCGCCUGCAGUGAAUGGUCCCAGGCUUUGGAGGCGAGUGAAGAGGUGCGCAUGCACUGGCGCGCUGAUGUGGUCACCAACACAGCCUUGCUGUCAGCCUGCGAACAAGGUUUGCAGUGGCCGGCAGCUGUCAGCCUCGUCUCGGAGGGCCAGGACGUCAACGUGCAGGCGUUCACGGCAGCGGCCAGCGCUUGCCACAGCGCUGGGCAUUUCGAGCGCGCACUGGCCAUGAUCGAGCAGAUGCAGAGGAAGGCCUUGCUGCCUGACGCAGCCGUGUUCAGCACCGCCCUGCUGGCGUGCGAGCGUCUGGGCAGCUUCACUCGGGCCCAAGCCGUGCUGGAGCUUUCCACGGCCCAGCGCCAGGAGCUGGACGCCGUGAUGUGCGGCGCCGCCCUGGGCGCGGCUUCCUCCGCCGCAGAGGCGGCCCUGGCUGACCAGCUGCAGGAGCUCGGGCUGCGCGCGCUGGAAAAGGGACCAAGCAGCAGCUCCUCGCAUGACGCCAUGGGCGCCGGCAGCAGCGUGCCGCCUCUACCAAAGGAGAAGAGCGCUGCCGUCUUCAACGCCCACUCCACAAGCACCGUGGAGGCCGAGGCAACCCAAACGGCCGUCGUCAAAGACGUUGAGGGCGUUCAGUGGCUGCUGACGGCUGUGGACAAGGAAAAGCAGGAGAAGGCGUGGCUGGCCAAGAAGUUCGAAGAGAAGUGCGCAGAAGUCCAAGCGCUCCAUGAGGAGCUGCAGCGGGCCAGGGCGCUUCUCGAGCGAGGACCCACGCUCUCGUCUGUGACCACGCCUGUGUCACCCAGCCAGGAGCCGUCACCGGCAUCUUCUCGGGGCACUAUGGCGCAGAGGCGCGGGUUGCAGCUGAGCGUCCAGACGGGCAAAAAGCCAGAGGCUCCCAAGGUCCAAGUAAGCGAGCCCGCCGCUCUGCUCCGCGCCAAGUCCAGCCCGGUCCUUGCAGGAGACAAGGAGCCGAUGUCGGCCUUGCUGCGCCGGCGCAAGGAGGACUGGACGCCAGUGCAAGCGCCAGUCCCAGCAGUCCCAGCAGUCCCAGAAGUGCAAGAAGUCCCAGAUGCCCAAGGACUCUCGGUGAGCACCAACAAGGUCUUCUCCUUGUUCCACGAGUGCCCAGCCUCCCCAAAGCGGGUGAAGCCGGCCACCGUGGCGGCGUGACCAGAGACGGCGUGACGGCGCCCGGCGUGGCCGGCGCGCCGAAAGAUGCAUUUCAAGUCUCCAGUGAGUUCGCGGCUUUGACUUUAGUUCUGCCACGCAAAUGGCCAAAGAUGUCCCCUGUGCCAGCAGAGCUUCCUCGAAGAGGACAGCUUGGGAAUGGCAAACGCCACUCUGAUUUUUGUAAGCGAAUUAGCCCGUGCAGAGCGAAUUGCCAGUCGGCCCCAACGCU